Cyprinus carpio (common carp) is the source of this 1813-nucleotide messenger RNA. RefSeq names its product chromosome A8 C1orf174 homolog (gene ca8h1orf174). Bases 111 to 779 code for a protein of 222 amino acids. NCBI's taxonomy places the organism in Eukaryota, Metazoa, Chordata, Actinopteri, Cypriniformes, Cyprinidae. The record is from RefSeq and is a predicted model, not a curated record. The transcript has 4 exons.
GAUUCUGUGUGUCGUAGAUUAUCGGAUAUGGGCGGGGCUUCAGCGGUCACUGGAGAUAAACACUCUCAGGACUCCAAGCUCAGAGUUAGUUUUCGACGCAGAAACUUCCAAUGAGGGCGAAGCAGAUUGUCGUUGGGAGCCACAGACUGCGAGUACGCGGCACUGUCUCUUUAAACACGCCUGGUGCGAACAGUUCAGUCAAGGUCUUUUAUCCACAGAAGGCUGCGCGGAGGAGGGUUCUGCGCGGUUUGAUGCAGAGAUCGGCGUCUGAUAUCGCGAGCGCAGCGAAGCAGAUGGCUGGCGACGGCGGCGAGGCCAAACGUCUUCCAAAGAGACCGUUUCACGGCGAAGCAGAGGAGAAAUCCAGCGCGACCAUGAAUGAAAACGUCAAAAUUAAGCCCGGUAAAAAGACUUCGGGUGAACGGCGCGGUAAGGAAAACUCUGCCGCCAAGCGUACUGCUUUGACAGGCGGCUCUGCAGAGGCGAAGAUGGACCAGACCGUAAUUCACAGUCCCCAAACGCGAGAGGACCCGAGCAUUUUCUUCGACGAGGACAGCAAUCACAUUUUCCCAGUGGAGCAGUUCUUUGGGAACAUGGAUGUUGUUCAGGUAAGCAAGCUAAACCGAUUCAGAACACAUGUUGUUAGAGCGGGGGUUCAGUCUUCAGUUGGCUGGCAGGAGCUGCCACUGACAGGUCACGUGACCUGCCACCAUCCACCGGCGGGUCAGCUGGUCUGCCACUCCAGCCUGUUUGAAGACCGAUUACCUGUUUGGAAGUAAUUUGGUUUGUUUUAUUUUUAUUUUAUUUGUAAAUUUUUCUUUUUAAUUACUUUGAAUAAAUAAAUAUAUUUGCGUUCAUGUCUCCCUCUGACCGCUUUCUCCAGCCAGUCUUUUUUAAGCUACGAGUAUGCCUAGGCUAUGCAUUCCCCACCACUCCUGUUGCAAGGAAAUGAAUAAUUUUAUUAUUGUGAAUUCUUUUGAAUCUAUUCUUUAGUAUGAUAUAUGUUUCGAGGAGGUUUAUCUAAUGGCCGUGAUCAUGACUGGUGGGUUACUUACUGCCACUUCUCUCCAGCCAGCUGCUUAAGCUGAAAAUCCUUGCCCAGUUUAGUUUAAGAAGAAAAAAAAAAUUGUUAAAAGGAAAGUAUCUAUCUGUCUAUCUGUCUAUCUAUCUGUCUGUCUGUCUGUAUGGUGUGUAUACAAUAAUAGUAAUAAAAAAGGAAAAAAUAUGUAAAAUUGUAGAAGUAGUUGCAUAAUUAAAAGUAAAAACAAGAAAUGUCAGUCUAUUAAUUUAUCACUCCUCGUUCCUCCACAACUGACUGAAAUUUGAUUAAUAUUUGUAUUUAAAAAAAAAAAAAACAUUUUUUACUUUAUUUGCUUCUUUCUUUUGACUCUGUAGUUUCCCAUUGUUGUUACAAUAAGAAUAAAAAAAACACACUUUGUUUGCCUUUAGAAAAGUCAUGCAGUUUCUUUCAUUGGGAUAUCAAAGAAGUAAAAAACAUUAGCUGAGAAAAUCUGAAUUAAAUGUUAAAUAUCAGUUGACAGUCCAUGCAGGUUAUGAACUUUCAUGGCUCUUUGCCCUAGUAACAAAACCCUGAUCUAAGUUGAGCUUUGCAGAUGAAUAACAUUCAGCCAGAUGGCUUUGUUUGCACACAGUAAUCCUGAAAUAUUGAGGUUAAUACAAGACCAUGUAGGAUUAUUGGAGCAAAGGUCUGUUAAUGCUCAGUAGGGUGUCAAAUUGCAGCAGGUGUCUGGCUCAUGAUGCAUGCGCUCAACGGACAGUGUUAUUAAUGCAAUUUUAAUGUCUUAAUGUGACU